This is a messenger RNA of Effrenium voratum, 1067 nucleotides long. The record is from the annotation of a GenBank genome assembly. Lineage: Eukaryota; Dinophyceae; Suessiales; Symbiodiniaceae.
GUCAAAACCACGCGGCCUUGAGCGCUCGGCUGCUGUGCCUUGGGCCCCUCGAAGGUGAUUAUCAUGGCGCUGUCCCACCCGAAUUUUGUGGGCGCCGUGAAUCGCCCCGCGCAACUCCUCUCCCGCGCCGCUUUGGUGGCUGAGAUGCAGGAGGCCUUUGCGCUAAUGGAGGUGCAGCGCAGCCUCAGUGCAAAGAUCGAGGCAGAGACGCCCGUGCUCUUGACUUCUAGACUCCCUGAACGAGGCUGCGGCGGCCUGCCAGCAAAGGCAGCUGCGCCAGCGCACGGACUUUCAAGAGGAGAAGUCACACACGAGCGAUGCGCGAGAUGGAGGCGCCCUCCCAGGCUCUCAAUCACCGUGACGGAUGGGGGAACGAAUGAAAUCCAUGCCGAGCGGGAUGUGUCGGAAGCUGUGCUGAAGUCCCCGAUGGGCGAAGCGUCAUGCCAAAGACAAGGUCAAGGUAUUGCAGUGUUGCAGGAACUGACGCGCAUCAAGACCGGCACCACCGAGAAUCUUUCUCAGACCCCCGCCUGGGCGCCAGAGGCUUGCAGCCCAAAUGCCAGAUUUCUAGCCGCAGCGCCCUACCCUGAGCAAGAGCCGAGGGUGCCGAGGGUGCCGAGGGUGCCGAGGUAGCAGGAUGGCAUGGAUGCAUCCAAUACCUUUGGUAUUCCUUGAUCGCAUUUGCAAGGACAUCUGGCUGGUCUUUGUAUCAGCUGCAUUUGCAGUACAUCCAGCAUGUGCAGUUUUGGCUGGAUGCCGAUCGGCGUAGACGAGGACACCCACUGGAGAAGAUCAUCCAAGCAGCAUCGGGGGUGGACGUGGCAAGUAAUUGGGUGGGGUGUUUGAUACCUGUGGCCGCGAGAGAGAUGUGGGCGUGAAGUCCAUCCACGCAGCUGAUGUGGCUGAAGAAUAAGACACGUGGACUUCCGCGAACAUUCAUGCAGCUUCUAUCUGGAUAAAGAAAGGCCGCAUCAUCAAGAUAAUUGAAAGUGAUGAGGCACGGCCCAGGGUGAAGCUGGGGAGCAAGCUGAGAGCGAUGGAAGUGUUGAAAAGAAUGGUCAAGCCUA